AUGUCGACUAUAUAUCAUUUUAGUAAUGAAACUAAGAAUCAAAUCAAAAAAUUCAGAACAGCGACUGCCAGGUCGGAUGACAUACAGAUCCAAUCCAUCAAGAUUCAACCAAAGCCAUCUUACGAGAUCAUAAUCGAUGAUGACGAAGAUUUAGAAGAUUUCAACCGGUUGGAAGAUUUGGCUGAACUACUGCCUGAUAAUAUGCCGAGAUUUGUGCUUCUAUCCUAUCCAAUGACCACAAGAGAUGGAAGGAAAAAGACCCCGCUCGUAUUGCUGUAUUGGAAACCAGCCACUGUGGUAUCACAAGAAUGGAAGAUGCUAUAUGCAGGUGCUUUGGAAAUGGUGAGAGCAGAAUGUGCAGUUAAUAAGUACAUUGAGGUGUCAUCCGGACUAGAAGAUGAAGACGAUAUAGAAGAAUUGAAACAAGAGAUCGAAGCUAAGUAA
Molecule: messenger RNA, 444 nt
Organism: Kluyveromyces lactis
Lineage: Eukaryota; Fungi; Ascomycota; Saccharomycetes; Saccharomycetales; Saccharomycetaceae
Gene: AIM7
Product: Aim7p
Exons: 1
Coding region: 1-444 (147 amino acids)
Biological process (GO): actin filament debranching; negative regulation of Arp2/3 complex-mediated actin nucleation
Cellular component (GO): actin cortical patch
Molecular function (GO): Arp2/3 complex binding; actin binding
Source: RefSeq, a predicted model, not a curated record